AAUGAUUUGAGGACACAUUUUAGUUGUACCUGUUGUUGUCUACACAGAGCAAUUGAUGGUUCUCCAUGACGCACUUUACGCCUUUACUGACACUGUGGUGUGUAUUUGUACUGAUGGUUGGAACAGGCGUUUGGGCCAGAGAUGUCCUUGGUGGAAUUGGUCUGAAGAUGGACUGUGUUAGUUCGAAUACCUCUGCCUCUGUUGAAUGGUGUAAGAAGGAACAAUGUGGUGAUGACGACCCCGCAAUUGAAUGCUGGGAACAGAACACCCUGCAAAUCGAAAAUGUGUCGUAUCACAAAGAUAAAGGCUGUUACCUGUGCAUGGACCAAGACACUAACGAAACACUACACAACGAAUCCUUCAAUAUAUACGAAACUCCUAAGAGAGUAUGGCUGACAGAUAAAACCGGUGUACCCCUAGUCUCCGUGGCUGGCAGGUUAGGCGACGUUGUAAGCUUGGCCUGUAAUGUUCCAUGCUCUAACCCGGAACCUCGUGUCCUGUGGGAAGACAGUAAUGGCAUAUCAAUAGGCAACGGAAGUCUCAUGCCAGAGGGCGAGUGCAACUACACUAGUGCCAUCGAUGUCAAACUGACUCCCGGCUUGGCGGGAAAUACCAUAAAGUGUUUAGCUCAGAAUAUUGAAAUGUGGCCGCCAGUUAGUGCAGCAUCCGAGGUUAUACUUACACCAACUGAUGUUACCCUCUACGCGUCACCUAGUCAUCGUGGCGCGUCUGUCAUUGACCUCUGCAGGGAAGAGGUUGCCAAUGUGACGUGCGAAGCAAAGGACGUGUUUCCCCCUCCCAACUUCCAGUGGAAACUGGGUGGGAAACCUGUGCAGUCCUAUGCAUCUGAGUCAAACAACAAUACAUCCUGCAACAACUACACCUGUUUCAACUAUAUCUCACUCAAAAUAACACUACACCACCAUGGCGAACUCUUAUCUUGCACAGCCUGGAAUCACUUCGGAAACAAGGUGACAACAACAUCCAAGAUCAAAACGCGAGGUCCCCCAAUAUUUGAGAAGAAACACCACAUUGUAGAAGCAAAGCAACAUCACAGAAUAAAAAUGGCUGUCUUUUUCUUCACCUACCCAUUGUUCACAACGGUUAAAUGGGAACGACUCGCUGAUCACCAGUGGACACCGAUUUCCAGGAAACUCCACAGUGAGGAUAAAGCGGUCGUCCGAUUCAGGUCAGAGGGGAAGGAUGGCAGUUUUUGUGGGAAUUUUACUACAUUGGUAAUACCGGAUGUGCGAGAAGAAGACGCUGGUCUCUUCAAGGUGACAGUUGUGAACGAUGAGGGGGAGAAAUCUGUAAACAUUACUGUCAAGAUGAAGACUGCAGUUAGCUCCGAUGAAUUCCCUCUGUUUUGGCUAGUAGUGGUUGCAGUGGUAAUACUUGUUGGUAUUGGUAGCAUCUGGAUAGCUAUCUUGUACAUAAAACUCAGACGUAAAAAUGAUCGUAAGCAGGCUGUAUCGGAGAUGGUGAACUUGCAAUCGACGUCUGCUUCGUCAACUCAGUCCAGACCACGGCUUAGCACUCCUAGAGCCUCUGUAGCUGGGACAUAUGCCGAUAUUGAUGAAUUAUUUGCCAGUACUAUGGCCAUGUUCCCGAUGGAGCCAUUUAGAGAAGCGGCCAUCGACGUUGAGGGCUACGAGGUACCUGUGAUUCGCAAUCCCACAGGCAGAAAGCCAAUGUCGGACACUCCUGACUACGUUAACACCUGUGAUCGGGAUCCUCUAACAACAGCUUCAGUGUAAAGAAUCUAGACGUAUCUGAUAUUAAAUUUCAAAACAGUGCGGAAAGCAUUGAAUGUUUACUGUGGAGUAUUUUGUAUAUCGUUGAUUUGAACAGUUGUGGCGGGGAAGUUGGGGCACAGCAUAUGCUGGCCCUCCAAUGCCAGGAGCUAUUUCGCUGUAGUUGCUAUUGCUUUUUAUAUAGCCUUACUUAUAUAAAAGUUUUUGACCACCAAAGCUAUGAAAGUAAGACCGUGUAUCCAUUACUACUGAAGAUAUAUAUUUAAUCAAUCUGCUGCUCCCUAACAUCAAAGAGGACUAUAAGCUGACCCCUAGCAGCUAUGAAGCUCGUCAAUCCGUCACGAAUCUGUGUUCCAUACGUUUACAGAGCGGUUCAUUGUAAUGAAUUGAAACAUAUUUUUUUCCUGAAGAGUAUUGGUUUUCACAAUUUACAAAGCGAGUGUUAUAGAUCGCUUCUAAAACUUGCACAUCUACAUAAAAUUUUAAUCUGAGGGAAAUCUGAGGGUUUUAUGUUCCGGCUUUUAAAAUAUAUUAUGUUUUUCAAAUUCAUUUAUAUAAUUGUAACAGAAGUUUGAAUUUACCGAACUUACUGCGUGUCAUUACCUCAUAUCUCAAAUAUCGCUGAUUGUGAAUAUAGCAGAUUGUAUCUUGUAACGUUUAUAACCGACCUGUGCAUUUUUCACUCAAAUUUAUAAUCCAGUUGUUUUUAUUAUGGAUAAAUUAUUGUACAUAAUCAUCAAAUGCAAGGAAAAUUGCGACAUAGUUUUAAUAACCUCACGUGCCUAUAAUUUUGAACAAAUUAACCAAAAAUAAUUGAGGAAGGUAUUACUAUGAUUCUUUAAUGUGUUAUAUGUGAUGUAUAUUGGCGAAUGCAUAACUGUCAGUCGUCUUGCAUUGUAAGUAUAUCACAUGUAAGCCUCCUAUUCAUAAUACUAUAUGGAAUUAUCAUGUUGGGUCAAUUAUUAGUGCAUGCUUUCUUUGGAAUGACUUCUUAGUGGAGAUUUCCUUAUCACAAGCGCAUGAUCUAAUUUAUUUUAAUGUUCAUAAACUAAGAAAGAAAGAAAUGAAAAUCUACAAACUCAUGUGAAGGUAUUUUGUGAAGAUAUAGUAAGUAAACGAUUAGCCUAGGGACUGGUACAUUAAUUUCUAUUACGAUGAAGACUUAGUUAGCAAUAGGCGAGGAAAUGGUUGUGUAUUUAGAGAAAAAAUGUAAAAAGGAGGAAUUUCCUUUCAUUACGAAAUCUGGAAAUGAAAUCAUUUCUAUGGUUUUGGCACAAAUAAGAACAAAAAAAGUUCUUACACUCUGUCCACUAUUGUUUUGAUUCCAGGUUCCAUGGUUUAUAUUUUGUAAGAAAUACAAAUAUAACAAAGCGGCAAAGGCACCGUUAGUAAGCAUUUCCUUUAGGCCUGUGCAUUAUCCCCUAAUCUCGAGCGACGUCGAUUUUGGCGUACGUUGUAGUAUGACCAUCACGCAGUGCUGCACCAGUACUCCAGAUGUGCAAGGUUCAAAUCCAUAUGUAAUUUCAAAAGAUUUGGCUGUUUUGUUUUAUUUUAUUAAUUUUGUAAGUCGACAUAUUAAACACUAGAGGUUUAAUUUCAGUUCUUUAUAAGUUUAAAAUGUAUUGAAUGACCAUGUCUGCCAAAGAGAAUUUGGUUCAGAAACGGCAGAAAUAUGCAGUACUGUCAGAGAAUAAUAAA
Liolophura sinensis is the source of this 3452-nucleotide messenger RNA. RefSeq lists its product as uncharacterized. Lineage: Eukaryota; Metazoa; Mollusca; Polyplacophora; Chitonida; Chitonidae. The transcript is spliced from 9 exons. Gene Ontology annotation, molecular function: cell adhesion molecule binding. The record is from RefSeq and is a predicted model, not a curated record. Gene Ontology annotation, cellular component: cell-cell junction; plasma membrane. Gene Ontology annotation, biological process: cell-cell adhesion. The coding region runs from base 66 to 1757 and encodes 563 amino acids.